AUGUCAGCAACAACAGUAACAACAAAUGCUGGUAUUCAAAUGCCUCGUUUAAUCUAUGGUACAGCUUGGAAAAAAGAAGCAACUACACAACUUGUUAUUAAAGCUAUUUUAAAUGGAUUUCGUGGUAUUGAUACAGCAUGUCAACCAAAACAUUAUAGUGAAGAUCUUGUUGGACAAGCUCUUGUUGAACUUGAAACAAAACAUAAUAUAUCACGUAAAGAUUUAUUUAUUCAAACAAAAUUUACAGCUAUUCGUGGACAAGAUACAUCAAAACCUUUACCAUAUGAUCCUAAUGCAUCAUUACCUGAACAAGUUCGACAAUCAUUUACUAGAUCACUUAAAAAUUUACAUACUGAUUAUAUUGACUCACUUGUUCUUCAUAGUCCAUUACAAUCACAUGAUUUAACAAUGGAAGUUUAUCGUGAAUUUGAAAAAUUUGUCGAUGAUGGUCGUGUUAAACAAUUAGGUAUAAGUAAUUUAUAUGAUUUAAAUGGUUUGAAAAAAUUAUAUGAAGAUGCUCGACAUAAACCUUCCGUUAUACAAAAUCGUUUAUAUGCUGAAACUAAUUUUGAUAGUGAUAUAAGAAAAUUUUGUCAAGAAAAAAAUAUUUUUUAUCAAAGCUUUUGGACACUAACAGCUAAUCCAACAAUUCUUAAUCAUCCAUUAGUAAAACAACUUGCACAAGAACGUCAUGGAACAUCUGCUCAAAUAUUCUUUCGUUUUUUAAUAGAUAUUGGUUUAACACCAUUGACUGGUACUACAGAUGAAAAACAUAUGAAAGAAGAUUUACAAGUUCUUCAAUGGCCUUCACUUGAUAAUGAUUCAAUUGCAAAACUUAAAAAACUUAUUCAUGAUUAA
Molecule: messenger RNA, 858 nt
Organism: Adineta steineri
Lineage: Eukaryota; Metazoa; Rotifera; Eurotatoria; Adinetida; Adinetidae
Source: the annotation of a GenBank genome assembly